AUGUUGUUCCACGCUAUCCUCCCUUCAGCGAGUACUUUGCUUUUGCUUGCCAGCCAGUUCUCACAAACCUCUGGUGCCGCCCUUUCCGAAGAACACAUUUAUAUGAUGAACCGGAGAGACUGGUAUAAUUCCAUGACCGGCAAAGCUCUCGAUUUCCACAAGAAUAAAGGCCGAGAGUUCGACGAUUUUGUUGCGAAAGAGAAACUUCGCAAACGUCAAGACUACGACUGGCAUCCAGCGUACACUUAUGCUAGCAAUUGGGGCUAUCACUCCUUUUGGGCAAGCAAAAGUUGCGAUAAUACUAACAGGAAAUCAUGGUACUACGGUACCCUUGUCCGCACGAUCACAUAUGGCGAACGUCCCUCCCAAAAUGUCAGAGAAAUGGCGUGGUGGCAGAAUAUGACAUGGUAUACCAAUACCGUCCCGUCUGGAACAAGUCAGUGCUACCGUUGGGGUCAGCCGACUUGGAAUUAUCACUCUUCAACUGGAAAUUCGCAACAAUGCAAGGACAAAAUUUAUAACCCGGCUACUCAAGCCUGGACUGAACGUAGUUCCUCGAAUACCAACGUCGGGUGGACAUCAAAUAAUGUUACCUAUGGCAGCCAGACAGUCAGAACCAUAUGGGACUGCCUUCUCAACCGUACCGCCGUCGAAUAUCAGAACAACCACCCCCAGAUUGGCUUCAAACCCGUUCGAUAUAUACUUGAUGGCAUGACAUUUUAUAGAUUUUACGAUAGCAACAACUUCGCAUGGUUCCUUGGCUGUCCUGACGAAUGGUCACUCAAGAAAGUCAAGCGCAACCGGCUACAAAAACGUGACUGUUUUUUCUGUUGGAAUAAUAACCCGAUUUGGGAUUUCUUACCUGGUAACCUUCACAAUCCCCUCGCGGACUCCACUCCGCUAGAGUGGUAUUCUGGGGAUAUCAACAACUAUAAUGUUGACCGGAUCAAUACUAUCAACUUUUGGCCACCCAGAAACAACAGAAACACAACGAUUGAGGGGCGCAAGUGUACCCAGCUAGCUGUUAGUAGGCCUGGGUUAAGACAUUGGACUGCUAAAUUCUUCGAUGAUGACGAUCUACAAUUGGGAUGGGUGAAGAAGAAUGCCGAAUGGAACUAUCCGGGCCCGUGGCUGGAUAUUGAGGGUGAGCGUAAGGCUAACGGCCUUUCAACCAACUAA
Orbilia oligospora ATCC 24927 is the source of this 1179-nucleotide messenger RNA. RefSeq lists its product as uncharacterized. The transcript has a single exon. The record is from RefSeq and is a predicted model, not a curated record. Bases 1 to 1179 code for a protein of 392 amino acids. NCBI's taxonomy places the organism in Eukaryota, Fungi, Ascomycota, Orbiliomycetes, Orbiliales, Orbiliaceae.